Triplophysa dalaica is the source of this 1022-nucleotide messenger RNA. It is a transcript of the gene timmdc1, whose product is annotated as translocase of inner mitochondrial membrane domain containing 1. Lineage: Eukaryota; Metazoa; Chordata; Actinopteri; Cypriniformes; Nemacheilidae. Gene Ontology annotation, cellular component: mitochondrion. The record is from RefSeq and is a predicted model, not a curated record. The transcript is spliced from 8 exons. The coding region runs from base 22 to 933 and encodes 303 amino acids.
UGUAAAGCCGUUGAAGGAGGAAUGAAUGAAAGCAGGCUGUUGAUGGGUCCUGCAGGGAGGCAGGGAAUGUCACCCACAUGUGGGAGGACAGAUGCAGAGGAGGUCAUGGGCUCACAUCCUGGACUACUCCGUAGUUUUUUUAGAUUCCCUAUUCCUCAUGUGCAUGCAGCUGAGAGCCCCUCCACACAGACCAACAUCAUCUCUUUACCGCAACACAUAGACAAACCAGAGUUCCCAGAUACAGGAUGGGACCGUCUUAAAGAUGUUUUCUACAGGCGUGAAGGUCAGAUGUAUUCAGAGGAGAUGAGGAAUAUAGUGAAGAGUGGCAUUGGUGCAGCCUUUGUGGGGAUGAUCUAUGGAGGCCUACCUGGAGCCAGACAAGCCCGUGAGAGAUUUAUCCAAGUCAGCCAGGCUGAAAUUUACCAGAACAGAUUGGAUGCAGUGCGCUCUGCACAUAAUGCAGCGGUUCGUGGUUUUGUGCGCUUCGGCUGGAGGUGGAGCUGGAGAGUAGCAGCUUUUGUAACUUUGUUCAACACUGUCAGUACUGGGCUAAUGGUGUACAGAGACAAAAAUGCUUUGAGCCAUUUCGCUGCAGCUGGUGCCAUCACAGGAGGAAUUUUUCGGAUGAAUCUGGGAUUAAGAGGACUGGUGUCCGGUACCAUCAUAGGAGCUGGACUGGGGUUGCCAGCUGGACUCUUCAUCAUUGGUCUGCAGAAGCUCGGGGGCGAGACCUUGUGUGACAAAAGACGUCGAGAAAGGAGGGAGUUACAUGAGCUGAGAGUCGCUGAAUGGGCCGCUCGACUCAAUCUUACAGACGACUUCAUUGGAGAAAUGAGCGGGCAACAUCAGCAGACUGAAACUGACCUGAAGCGAAUAGAUGAGCUGCUAAAUCAACCUAGAAAUGAAAAAGAAGUAAAGGAUGCUGAAAGUUAAUGACAUCACAGAUUUGAGAAUAGGGGAGUGGGGUAUUUAAGCCUAAAUGACAAACAUGUAAAUAAAAACUCUUUGUUGGACUUUUUUUA